AGGUUUACAAAAUUCGUGACAAAAAAAAUAUUAUUUAUAAAUAAUCUUUAUGAACAUGUGAAAUAAUGUGAGUGAAAGAUUUCAGUAUAUCAUUUUAUAGUGUUUGAAGUGUAAAAGUUUAUAGAAGUUUAAGUGAGUUUAAAUAAAACUUCAUCAAUUAAAUUUUUCAAGCUCCAUUCUUAUUUGAAAGCUAAAAUCAAGUAACGUCCGCACGGAUGGCACGGAAUUAUUCAUAAUCAAUGGCAUAUUGUUAGCACCCGGCCAAGUAUUUCCUGGAAGUUAUGCUAGUCAAUCAUUCACCUGCGAUGUCUUGGCCUACAUAGCACUUUAUUAUUUAUAAAAAUUAAUUAUCAUUAUCAUCAUUAUUAUUAUUAUUAUUAAUAAUUAUUAUUAUAUUAUAAGCAUUAUUUUAAUUAUUUCUACUCAUCACUUGUUUAUUACCUAUUUAUAAAUGUAAAUAAUCUAAAAUUUCAGACACAUUUGUAGCGACUUAAGAACUUUCUAUUCAAAUCUUUAUUUUUUAUCUCUUAGAAUUUAUAAUCUUAUCUUCAGUCAAUUGUAGAUAUAUAUUCAUUUUCUUAAGCAUUUUGUUUGUUUGUACAUUUGUUGUAAAUAAUUAAUAAAUGUUAUUCCCAAAACUACUAAUGCGUCUUUGAUUUCGACAUCAUCUUCCUAUUGGCACCUCCAACUCAUCAAAGUUUUUCUAUCUCCUUCAGAUUCCUAUGAUCAGAUGUUCACCUUUGCAGAUGUUUACCUAUGAUCACAUGUUCUAUUUUUCUGUAUCCAUGCUAAAUUUGUUUUCAUAAAUUUAACAAGUACUUGAAGAAUGCUUCGAGAAUCUACUGUGUUCAUUUUUUAUUUUUAAGAACAUUUUUGAACAUUAUGUGCACAAUGUACCUUAGAUAUGAGUUUUAUAGUGAAGUAGCCAAUCAUUUUUUCAAUAACAGAGUUUAUUUGUGCGUGCAACUGUGUACUUGGAUGCAGAAUUACAUAUACUUCUAUUGUAUUGAUGUAUUCGGCUCAUUAAAUUGCACAUUAAUUGACUUUAUAUCCCUUACCAAACAAAAGGAUUCAAAAGAAUUGGGUAUUUGCAUGAUUUUGGUAUUCAUUAACUUUUGAUAUUUUUACAUUCUAUAUAAUUUUUUAAAAUUUUUGAAAAAAAAAUUUUUCGAUUUUGUUCUUAAAAAUUUAAAUAAUUUAAUAAAUAAAAAAAAGCUGAUAUUUAAAUGAAUAGGUAGCUCCAUCUCGUGUAUGUGACGUCACGAUGCUUAUUUUAUUUGAAAUUUUAAGCGCCAAUUUCUCUUGUAAGCACGUGGCAGGUGUAAACAGUUGUUGUGCUGAAUUGUACUUGAUUAAAAAAAGAUCUGGUAGUGUUGUUUAUAAUAAAAUAAAAGUAUUCAAUUACUCGAAAUGUCGUCAAAAAACAAUUUUUGUUGGUGUAUAGUUCCAACGUGUAGAAAUACUGGUAAAUCGACACCAGAAAAAAUUUUUAUUAAUGUUCCAUCGAAUUCUGUUAAACGGAAAAAUUGGUUAGAUGCAUGCAGGAAUGAAACUCAUCAUCAACUCGGCUUUAUUGUUGUGAAGAUCAUUUUGACGUAAGUAUUUAUUAAAAAUAAUUAAAAAUUUCUUUUAAUAAUUACAUAAAAUUAUAACCUAAAAUUGUGAUUUUCAACUCAUUUCAUGAAUUGAUGAUGAACUUUAUUCAUUUUAGCUUAAAGUGGAUUUGGAUAAUUGGUUAGAAUGGACAAUGGUUAGUGGUAACAAACGGAUGAGGAAUAAUAUUGUGCCUCAUAAAUUUAUUGAGCAAUCAAAAUCCUCAAGCAUGAAUGAUGCUCCUUCAAUGGAUGUAGAUCAACUAGGUACUGAAACAAUGAAUUUCAAUAUUGCCAAGUUACGGCUGGAUCAAAUCUCUGGAAGUAUAACGGAUAAUUUAAAUUCUGAGUGCACAAACCAAUUUAAUUUCAAUAUACAAGAAGAUUAUGAUAAGAACAGAUCCAAUAUCUGCGAUGACCGCCCUGCUAUUGGAAGUCAAAAACUGAAUGUUGGUGUCCAAGUCAAAAUAAAGAGUUUAUACAGGAGUGUAAAAGUUCAAUGUAAACCUGUGACUAAAGAUCGUCCAUCAUCUCCGAUUGAGCAGUUGAUAGAAAAUGAAAAUGCGCAUAAUUAUUGUUCUCAACCAACGAAUAAUGAUCCAUUAUCAAAUCCUUCACCUAAUACUACAAAUUUAUCUUCUAAUACAACUGCUAGUUCAUUCCCUACUUCAUCAGAUAAUUUCUUAACAACAAAUGGAAGUACAGAAAAUGAAUGGAAAAAUACAUUUCAACAAGAAGAAUUUCAGAAGCGUAAUUUAAAGCAAACACGAAAGAAUUCGGUUGUCACCUCGUAAAUACAUCGGGAUUCCGGAUGAUUGCUUGGAUAUUAUUGAUAUUUUACGUAUGGCUAAUUUAAGUGACAUUGAUAUAAUUAUUAAGUUAAAAAAAAUAAGAUUCGGCAAGAAUUAAACGUCAGUUGCCAAUAAGUUUUCGAAGCCGUUAUGCAGCAGUAGAAUCAAUCAUUGAUUGUUUAGAAAUUGAAAUUGAAAAGUCAACAGAUCCUGUCAAACAAUCAUUGACCUGGUCUGAAUACAAAAAAAUGUAAUACGGAUAGUUUCUCAAUCUGGAUACUUGGAUUGUUUGAAACCAGGCGCUGCUGUACUUGCUGAUAGAGGCUUCAAACACAUAGAAAAUUUUGUAGUUGAAAAAAAAUGUACAUUAAUUAGACCACCAA
Cotesia glomerata is the source of this 2766-nucleotide messenger RNA. RefSeq names its product metabotropic glutamate receptor-like protein P. The coding region runs from base 1748 to 2386 and encodes 212 amino acids. The transcript has 2 exons. NCBI's taxonomy places the organism in Eukaryota, Metazoa, Arthropoda, Insecta, Hymenoptera, Braconidae. The record is from RefSeq and is a predicted model, not a curated record.